GUUCGACUCUUUCUCUUGCAAAGUAGAUUCCAUACUGUGCAGUGUUCUCUGUCGGAGCUAAGGUCAAUUUUUGGCGACUUGCACGGUUUUCCGUUCAAAAAAUGGCUCUCAACAAAGCUGAAUUAGCCUGUGUGUACUCGGCACUCAUCCUCGUUGAUGACGAUGUUGCCGUAACCGAUGAGAAAAUCUCUACCAUUCUGAAAGCCGCAAACGUGGACAUUGAGCCAUACUGGCCAGGUCUGUUUGCCAAAGCGCUGGAAGGAAUUAACGUCAAGGAUCUGAUCACCAACAUUGGAUCCGGAGUUGGUUCGGGUGGUGGCGCUCCAGCGGCCAGCACCGCAGCUACCGCUGCCCCGGCUGCUGCUGAAAAGAAGGAAGAGAAGAAGGAGGAAGAACCCGAGGAAUCCGAUGACGAUAUGGGAUUCGGUCUUUUCGGUUAGAUCUUGCUUCACCAUCGGAUUGCUGUUGCGUAAGGAAGAACAGGAAUAUUAUCCUGUUACUUUCCUUGAUCGCAGUUCCAUGCGUACAGUUUUUAUGUACAAACGUGUGAAUAAAAUUUAAGUUAAUACUUAA
Molecule: messenger RNA, 573 nt
Organism: Wyeomyia smithii (pitcher-plant mosquito)
Lineage: Eukaryota; Metazoa; Arthropoda; Insecta; Diptera; Culicidae
Gene: RpLP1
Product: 60S acidic ribosomal protein P1
Exons: 3
Coding region: 102-440 (112 amino acids)
Biological process (GO): cytoplasmic translation; translational elongation
Cellular component (GO): cytosolic large ribosomal subunit; ribosome
Molecular function (GO): protein kinase activator activity; structural constituent of ribosome; ribonucleoprotein complex binding
Source: RefSeq, a predicted model, not a curated record